This is a messenger RNA of Stomoxys calcitrans (stable fly), 1914 nucleotides long. RefSeq names its product protein zerknuellt 1. Gene Ontology annotation, cellular component: nucleus. The record is from RefSeq and is a predicted model, not a curated record. Gene Ontology annotation, molecular function: RNA polymerase II cis-regulatory region sequence-specific DNA binding; DNA-binding transcription factor activity, RNA polymerase II-specific. The transcript is spliced from 3 exons. Lineage: Eukaryota; Metazoa; Arthropoda; Insecta; Diptera; Muscidae. Gene Ontology annotation, biological process: regulation of transcription by RNA polymerase II. Bases 1 to 1914 code for a protein of 637 amino acids.
AUGUCUUCAGUAAUGCAUUACUAUCCCAUGCACCAAGCCACAAAAGGUCCAACUGUAUAUACGGCACCAGUUGUGGGAGGUUACAAUAAUAUGAUGUUCCAGCAUAGCCAGCCAAUCUAUCCCACACCCAUGGAUCAGUCGUAUGCCCCCUGCAAUAGCCUAUCCACAGAUGUUGAAAUGCAACGUGCCUCCUCCGAUGAGAGCAUCCCCCAGUCGGAGCCACCACGUACCAAAUUGAAACGUUCUCGCACCGCCUUCACCAGUUCUCAAUUGGUCCAGUUGGAGAGUGAAUUUAAGCGGAAUAUGUAUUUGUAUCGCACCCGACGCAUUGAGAUAGCCCAAAGACUCUCCCUGUGCGAGAGACAAGUUAAAAUUUGGUUCCAAAAUCGUCGUAUGAAAUACAAGAAGGACAUACAAGGACCUCAGGAGUCAAAGACCACAGCAACCAAAAGUUCUCAACCCCUGGCCGAACAAAAUGAGCACAAGGGUAUUGUACAACGUUUAAUGUCUUAUUCGCAGGAUCCAAAUUUGCAACAGGCUGAAAAACGUUCGUAUAGCAAGGCUUUUCCCAAAAACUCUUCCGGGGCCAAAGUGGCUGCGCUAACAAAAGCCAAGGAGGUAGCCACACACAAUGCACAGCCUAAAAUAGUAGCCCCUGCACAGUUACCACCUCAACCCUCAUUCACCCCAGAUUUGAGUGAAAUUUUGGAUCAUCUUUCGGAAAGCUCCCCUGCGAGUAGCCAAAACUCCUCAACAACUUCCUUGAAUACCUCCUCUUCGUAUUCCUCCUAUAAUUUGGAUAUGGUACUGCAAUCCAUUAAACGGGACUUGGAAAUGUCUGCCCAGGCAUGGUCUAGAAACACUCAACAAGGCCAGAACUGGUCUAGUGUUCCAAGUGUCACACCCACACCUUCCCUGAAUGUCAGCUGGGGAGAACCAGCUGCCAAGUCCACGAAAUUCAAUCGUGCCCAUGUUAAUGCUUCCUCGACUAUGGUCAUUGGCAAUAUGUUAAAUUCCCCUUUGGUAACUAUGGUCUCACCGCCGUCCCCCAUCUGCAGCUCCGGCAUCACCUCCACCCCAGGUCUCCUGUCGCCCACUUCUUCCAUUGACUCAAAGGGAAGCUGUACCAAGGCAAAGCGUAUACGCACCGCUUUUACCAGCAAACAACUUAUUGAAUUGGAACGUGAGUUUCAUCUCAACAAAUAUCUGUGCCGCCCCAGGCGUAUUGAAAUAGCCGAUCGUUUGGACUUGAGUGAACGCCAAGUGAAAAUCUGGUUCCAAAAUCGUCGCAUGAAGAGCAAAAAAGAUGCUAAUCGUGGUUCCAGGAAUUGCCAUACAUUACGUUCCUCCCAAACACCAAUUGUGAAUGGCGAUGUAAAUAAGGAUAACGAUCAUCUGCCUGCUUUUUUAAGCGAUAAUAUUGAUAUAAUAAAGACAGAACCCAAUAGUGCAGCCAACUCUUGCAACUACCUGCCGUCUGUAAUGAUCAAACAAGAACAUUCUGAAAUUCCCAAUCAAUUGGCUGCUGUUAGCUUUCCUCAGGCAUCACCUUCGAAUUUAAACGAUUCCAUUUAUGUGAACACAGAGCAUCAUAAUUAUCAAGCUGCUUUGGAUUCUCCACCCGCUUCAAUGGAAUAUUUUGCCUCGGAUUCUGCAUUUUAUUCAUCUGCCGAUUCUUCGCUAUUCGAUGAUUUGCAAGUCCUACCCAGUUUCCAGAAUGAAAAGGAUGUUUUGAAUUUCCUUAUGUCCGAAGAGAUGCCUAGCUUCGAUAACAGCCAAUGCAACAAAUUGCAGAGUACAGCUUCAACUUCAUUUUCUAAUGCAUCAUCCCUAUCGAAUUCAGCCUCCUCAAGUUUUUGUUCCUUAGAUUUUGAUAUGGAUUUUGAUUUUGUGCAAAAUCUUUUGGAUAUGUAA